This is a messenger RNA of Triplophysa rosa, 4169 nucleotides long. Its product is annotated as class A basic helix-loop-helix protein 9. Gene Ontology annotation, biological process: developmental process; regulation of transcription by RNA polymerase II. Lineage: Eukaryota; Metazoa; Chordata; Actinopteri; Cypriniformes; Nemacheilidae. The record is from RefSeq and is a predicted model, not a curated record. The coding region runs from base 3092 to 3847 and encodes 251 amino acids. The transcript is spliced from 2 exons. Gene Ontology annotation, molecular function: RNA polymerase II transcription regulatory region sequence-specific DNA binding; protein dimerization activity; DNA-binding transcription factor activity, RNA polymerase II-specific.
UUGUGAACAUGUACAAAUAUAGUCUAUAUUUUUAAAUACUUUUAUACGGUAUGGUAAUUAAGUACGUACUGAAUAUUGUUAAAUAGGCCUAAUCAAUUGCGUAUGUUCUGGCAGCUUAACUGGUAUAGAGCAUUAUGUUAGUAUCACAAAUGUUGUGAGUUUGAUUCCCAGGGAACACACAUGAUAAAAAUAUAUACUCUGAUUGUAACCAAACAAUGGCGGUACCCAUCAAUUCAACUGUAUAGACACAAAACCAAUGCAUGUCAAUGGGUACUGCCGUUGUUCGUUACCAACAUUCUUCAAAAUAUCUUUUGUGUUCUCCAGAAGAAAGAAAGUCAUACAGAUUUGAAAUGACAAGAGGGUGAAUAAAUGAUGACAGAAUUCUCAUUUUUGUGCAAACUAACCCAUUUAGUACAACAUUUGGGUCUUAUACAGUAUGUCCAUCCAUAAUUGACUGCAGGGAUGCUUGCAAUGGCUGACACAGUAUAAAAUGACACUUAAGACACCUUAACAUAGAUGGUUGGAGUCAUAAGUAGGCCCUUUCUGUUGAGCAGUUAAAAGUGGACAGGAAGGAAGCAAUGUCUGAAAUGGCUUCUCAUUCCUUGUUUAAAGGUUAUUGCACCACCACCCAUUGCUGAUAUGAUCUGAGCUGUUAGAAGCUGAGCUCUUGGGCCGCUGAUUUGGCUGGAGGCUUCAGUGCUGUUUGUAAAAUAGACACAAGUUAAGAAAAAGAAGUAAAACAUUUGUCAUUAAGAGCCCAUAACAGGUCUAACCAGUGGUUUCCUCUAGAAACUGGAAGGAUUGAUUAGUACAGCGUUCUCCGGUGAGUGAGACUAUGAAUGAGGGUUCAUUUGGUAGGGAGAAUGGAGUAAAUUGUGUCACUUUUAUUGAAGUUGUCCUCUAGCCACAGAGAUAUUACUAUACAACGAAUGCUCUAAUGAUUUUAUUUUCAUAGACCAUUGACUAUUAAGAUAAAGAAUAGAACAACUAUUUUAUUAUGUGUACUGAACAAAAUAAUGCAUUAUGAGAAGAGGAUAUUUUGAGAAAUGCCUCAGUGGUUUUGUGUCCACACUGGAAGUCAACGGGCGCAAUGUUGUUUGCUUACCAACGUUCUUCAAAAUAUCUUCUGUUGUGUUCUGCAGAAUAAACGAAAGUCAUACAGGUUUGGAAUCAAUUAAAUGUUGUUUUCCACACUUUUGUGAGUCGCUUUGGAUAAAAGCAUCUGCUGAAUGGCUCAAUGUAAAUGGUUUUUUUUUCAUGGAAAGUUACUAGGAAUAUUAAGCCAAUAUACACUAACAAGCCACCGAGACGCAUGAUAUAUAAUUGUAAACCUGCUUCAACAUAAAGGUAACACACCACGUGUACAGUGUCCAAGAUUAAAGGAAGGAAGUCAUACAAUUUGAUGGUGAGUAAAUGAUGACAGAAUAUUCAUUUUUGAGUGAACUAUCACUUUGAGCUUACAUCUAAGGGAAUGUCUCUCAACCCUUACAGUGAAACUUUGAUGGUUUGGGGGGUGGAUACAAAAAUAAUUUUUAUACAGCACGUAUGAUAGAUAGAUAGAUAGAUAGAUAGAUAGAUAGAUAGAUAGAUAGAUAGAUAGAUAGAUAGAUAGAUAGAUAGAUAGAUAGAUAGAUAGAUAGAUAGAUAGAUAGAUAGAUAGAUAGAUAGAUAGAUAGACGUUCUCUGAGAGACUAACAAUUCAACCAAUGCAGAAUAGAAUAGAAUAUAGAAUAAUUCACAACGAUCACAAUAAACCUGACAGUUCAAAUACACAGGGAUGCAGAAGCUGCUUGCCAGGAUAAAAAGCCAAAAGCACCUUAAUUCACAUCACAGGUAAUAAUUGUAAAAUAUCUGUUUUCCUUUUCCCCCACUUUGAAGUGAAGUGGCUACUGCCUGUUCUUGCCCCGUAGGAAACGCACAUUAGAUUUAUGACUUUACAGACAACCAAAUUACACUGUCCCUCGCUGCAGCCCAGGAAGGCCAGUAAUCGCUUAAUACACAACAGCUAAUUGUGACCAUACAGAGAUCCAGAGUUUAUGUGACACAUGAUAAGUGUUUUUCCAUCCCUCUGGCACAGAAAAGGUGUAAAGGCAAAUUGGUAAAAGAGGCUUAUCUGAUGAAGCCAUAAUUUGUCAUGAAUGUUCUCAUUUUUCUCUCAACAACAGGGACAAGGCAAGACAAUCCAUCUGGAUCAAGGUGGGGAAAAAACUUGGGAAUGAAAUAUUUUUACACUGAUGUAAAUGUUGCGCAUUAUAGAUGACCAAUGGUUUAUGGUUUUUAAUUGAGAUUUCGGCUUCUCAACACCUUCAUAGCAUGGAGGACGUUUCAUUGUGUUUUGACUAGCAAAGCAUGUUUAAUUUAAAGGGAUAGUUCACCCCAAAAUGAAUAUUCUCUCAUUAUUUGUUCAUCCUCUUGUCAUUUCAAACCUGAGUGACAUUCUUUGUUCUGGUAACCAAACAACUUCGGCCCCCAUUGACUUGCAUUGGUUUUGUGGCCAUACAAUAGAAGUGAACGGUGACCACCGUUGUUCGGUUAACAACAUUCUUCAAAAUAUCUUCUUUUGUGUUCUUCUGCGGAAGAAAGAAAGUCAUACAGGUUUGAAAAGACAAGAGGAUGAACAAAUAAUGACAUUUCUGGGUGAACUAUCACUUUAAGUACAAUUGCACAAUGGUUCCAGUGUGUAAGUUUUGGAUAUGAAAGAUCUGUGUGAAUUCAUUUUGAUUCUGGCUUUAUUCUCCAUAAAAUCAUUUUAUUUAUUUGGAAUAAAGAUAAAUAACCGUUAAAGUGUCAAAAACAAACAUGCAGGCAUUUUCACACACCUUGAAGUUACACACGCCUGUCAGCCUUGCAAAUUCCAUUCCUCAUUUUCAGCACCGUACAGUUGGAAAGAGCAGAUCCUGUGUGUUGAGGAGGUGUGUCAGAGUCUGUUGAUUGAUGUCUACGUUUGCCUGGAGGGCACUUGUAAACACAGAAUACACCUUUGCUUAUAGCAGCUGGCCCACGUGACACGUCAGGUUGUCUUUAAAAGCCCCGCUCACCUUUGCUGAAACUGUCAGAUCUCAUCUGCAGGACAAAGGUCAUAUCAUCAGCGAUGAGUUUGGGCGGCACCAGUACGGAAUCUGAAGUUUCAGAGGAUGAGUUGGAGGACUGUCCUGUUGGUCAGGAUGAUGACUGUCGAAAUGAAGACCCCAAAGAACCUUCCGUCUCACCCUGUCCCAGUGACCCGGAGGACAUUAAGGUGGUCAAGAGGCGUAACCGUCCCGUACGGUCCAAAGCACGAAGAGUCACCGCCAACAUCAGGGAACGAAAGCGUAUCCUGGACUACAAUCAGGCCUUCAACGCUUUACGCACCAUUCUCAAGCACGACCUCAGUGGGAAGCGCCUCUCCAAGAUCUCAACCCUACGCCGUGCCAUACACCAUAUUUCAGCACUGUCCUCGUACCUGCGGACGCAUUCAACAACAGAACCCGAUUCACCUCCCUGCACCCAUAUAGAGUGCUACAGGCAACCAGAAGUGAACACAGCAACUUUCCGGGAGCCCGUUGAGAACUAUCUUCACCAUCAGAGAGACAUCUAUGGGAUGCAUGACCAGACGGUCUCCCCAGAGAUACCUUUGUAUCAGGAAACAUCAAACUCAGCACACCUCUGUUCACCAUCUCCACAUUACAGCCAUUACAGUCCCAACAGCCAGAUUCACAUGAGCCAUGGACGCUAUGGUCACCAAUGGGAUGACCAAAGCAGUUAUUACUACAACGGGGGUCCUGGAUAUCAACAUGGAAUGAGGGUGACCUGUCAUCAGAACCACAUGGAGACCUACUGUAUGCAGAGUCUGCUAACUCAACAUUGACUUGGCAAAUGGGUUCCCUUCAAUAUCAUGGAUAUCAACAAUCACUAAGUAUGCACUGAAUAGCGUUUAUCAUUGUAAGCUUUAGCAGUUCAUGAACAUUGCAACAUAAAAUCCUGUGCAUUGCAUUUGUAGACACACGUGAUUGGAGACUGUUAUGGAUGUGUGCUGAUACUGUAUAUUUGUCUUUUUUAGGAGGAUGGUUAAUUUUUCAGGCUGGAAAAUAUACUGUAUAUUACAACAAAUGUCUUGUAAUGAUGCCUAAAUUAUUGUGUCUGGACUGGUGUACCUACAUAGUAAAUAUUGUAAGAUAUUUUUGACUAUG